UUAAAAACCCGGGCUAGAAAAUAUAUAUGGAGCUGCGCGUACUGGAACAGAGCGUGAAUCUUGAAUUUGAAGCAGUUGAGAGGUGCUGUUACUUGUAAGAGUCGUUCUCGCUUGGUUUUCGAGCAAGGAUGUUUGUACUGCUAUGUACUGAGAAGACUUGAGAUGUUUGCACAGACAAUCUAGUCUGGCUCUGAACAAUACAUCUUUCUCCUUCUUUAUAUGCUUUGAGGUUGAGACAAAAAAAUCCUUCAAAAUACUCCAUUGUACAACUGAUACAAGUGCAAUUUCCCAUGGAUCAUACAUCUGCGCUACCUCGGUUAUGCUUUGAUAUCAUGCUAUGAAAUGAAAAAGUACUGAACGAGGACAUUUUUUGGUCAAAAUGGCGAAACAAUACGAUGUUCUGAUAAGACUUCUAAUGCUGGGAGAUUCUGGUGUUGGUAAAACGUGUAUGUUGUGUAAAUUUACAGAGGAAGGAUUCAGCCACACACACAUUGCCACGAUAGGUAUCGACUUCAAAAUGAAAACCCUUGUGGUGGAUGAUAAAAAGAUUCGCAUUCAGAUAUGGGACACAGCUGGACAGGAGAGAUAUGACACAAUUACAAAGCAGUAUUUCAGGAGAGCACAGGGUAUCAUGCUUGUCUAUGACAUCACAAGUGAAACCUCAUUCAGGAAUCUCAGCAAAUGGCUGAACAUGAUAGAUGCGGGUGCUGGUGAUGUUGCUAAAUUCCUGGUUGCUAAUAAAUCAGAUGCAUCGGCUCUCCGGAUUAUAUCAAGGCAAGAGGGCGAAAUGUUUGCAAGGGAGAAUAACCUACAGUUUAUAGAGGCUAGUGCAUUCAGUGGAGAUAAUCUGAAUGAGGCUUUUGAAAGUCUUGUCAAGAUUGUGAUGGAGAAGAAUAAGAAAGACAUAGAUGAUCAGCUACAGAGUAUCAAGUUAUAUGGAGCCAGAGAGGAUAGUACCAUUGAUGGUGAAGUUGAUGAUGUCAAGACGGGUGGAUGCUGCAGUUGAUGUCAAGUCUCUCUUUAUACUUAACUACCUGAAAAAAAAUGCUGUGGUAACAUAAGAUGAUGUAUUGAAGUAUCAUGGAUGUAACUUCUCCAUAUUUUUUAAAGUCACAGAUGUGCAAUAAGGCCUAUGGUGCCUUUAUAGCACACUAUAGUUUUGUACAACCACUUUUAUUUGAACCGUAAUAGCAUUAGAGAUGACUUCUAUUGAGGUAGUGUUUUUUUUAAGUGGUUCAACAUACUUUGUAUGAGCUAUGCUUAACUGCAUAAUUACAUGUAUGAUGUAGGUGUGGUAGUUGACUUGAUAUGAGUAUUGCUCCAUCUUUAGUUUCAUUCCAUUGUAUUUCUUUCAUGUUUUACACUCUAUUAAAUCUAAACUAGACUUUAUUAAAGAGCAUGCUGGUUUUCAGUAAAGCUUGAGGGAACAAGCAUGCUGUCUGAUGUAGAUGUUACUGUGACUUAGAUCUUGAUAGAGUAUACAAAUAAACCAAGCUUUGAGAAAGUAGAGUGGACCUCAUUCAUCUGAUGUUGGACUGGCAAAUACUAUUUUUUGUCUGUUUGCCAUGAGGAAAAUAUAGAUAUAUUGCCAGUCCAGCUGAGCUCCAAAUAGUUUUACCCCAGAAAAUAUAGUACAAAAUAUAUUUUGUCUCAUGAGCACCAACUGACCAAUCAAUGUCAUUUAUUUAGAAUGCUCAUGAAUAUUCAAUGAAGAAUAUUUUAAAGUCGUUUUUGUCAGUUCUUGAAAGGGAUGAAUUGCAUAGGGGUCCUGAUCUGGAUGUCAUUGUUUUCCCCUCUCAUCAUUCUGAUCGACACUCUUUCUAUAUUGAGUUUAUAGUUUUUUCUUAUGUUUAUAAUUUUGACAAGAUAAUUUCUAUUCUUUAGAUGUAAAUACACAAUCUUUGCGUACAUUUUUAAAUAAGUGGAGGCUGAGGUGGAAGACAUAGGGUAAUGAUGUAACUUGAUUUUAAAAAUGUAUUAGGCAAUAAUAGUCUUUAUUGGUAUCAUACUGGACAAGGUGGUUCACUAGUAGUGUCUGCUUCAUGAAGAGGUCGAGGGCGUGAUACCCGGCUGAAUCUUACCAGAUUUUUCAAAAUGGAAUCUUCUGCCUUCUAGCCAGGCACUCAAGAUCUAGAUAGAAAUAUGAUAACAACAUAUUAUGUUUGUUAUGCAGGGCUCGCUGGUAUAGAGCAGUUAUAUUAAUGAAGUGGCUAACCAGUGUAAAUAAAAUGUUAUUACUUAUUAUUAUUAUAAUACCAGUUUUAUUUUACAAAAUUUUCUUGAUUUUCUGAAACUGGUAACUCUGUUAUUAUGGUUAAGUACCCGCAAAAAUGAAUGGGCUCAGGUGAUUGAACAAAUUUGCUGAGCAUUAGAUGGAUUAAAGGGAGACAAGAAACAAAAAGGCUCAAAACCUCUAAGAAUUUAUAUUAUAUUAGAAUUACAUUGCCACUUGGAACUACAUAGUAUUAUCAACUCCUUGGUAUAAUAGUACCUCAUUAUAUCAUCCUUUCUAGGAAUACUUUUGUACAUGUACAGAAUCUCUCGAUUGAAUAUUUUGUACUCUUUAAUAUGACUGCUCUUGGCACAAAUUACAGAAGUCUAGAUGACACCUUUUGGGAUCACAGACAGGAAUACUGCUAUGAAGCCUCUAUGUGUCUUUCACAGUAGCUUUCCUCCAUUCCCUAUGGUGAUCAGUGAUAAAAAGAUGCUGUAGACUUCUGGAACCAUUUGUAACUUGCCUAACCAUAUAGUAAGGUGCCUAAAUGAAGUAUUUUUCUAUUAUAUUACAUUUUGUUGCUUUUGUGGUAUAAAUUGAGAAGAUAAGAUGAUUAAUGCUUCAUACCUUGAUAUGCAUUCCACAUGAUAGUUUGCAUGUCAAACAAAAAUGCCAGCAGCAUUAUUGUCUUCAAUGUAAAUCUUAGUUUUCUCGUGUCCAUACUCUAUAUUCAUGCAUUUUUAAGGUAUGAGGUAUUUGACUAUUAGUAGAUAAUAGUCUUGUUGAAUUUACCAUUGCUAAUAGCUUUAUUAUGGUUUUAAAUACAGUACAUCUUUUCCAGCGAUGGUUUUAGUUUAGAUGAGAUAUAGUUGGGCCUGGCCACCCAGUAGAUUACAUGCGAUACACCUGGAAGAUUAACAAUAGAUAUGAUCACAUCUUUACUGAUUCGUGCUCACUUCAGGAAUGACAGUACAAUUAGUCUGAGCUUAUUUGAUAGCACAUAUAGGGUUUUAUCUUCAGUUUCCUUGAUACGUGAUAGCCUUUCACAGUGCAAGUCAGAAAGCUACAUCACUUUUACCCUUGAUUUAAUCUAAAUUUUACCAACAAAGCCAUUUAAAGUGAAAAGUCAGCUUGGUUAAUGUUGCUCUCAGGAAGGGGGUCUGAUUAAUUCACCAAACUGUUGAUCAAUAUAAAUAUGUGCAUUUAUGAAGAUUGGAGUUGUUGAAAUGGUUCUUCCUAGAAGCCUUUGAUCAAAUUUUUUUGUCUGACUAGUCAGAUCUGACAAUAUUUUUCUUGAUUUUGGUUGGCUGUGAAAUCCAGUUGCUAUGGUAACUGAUCAAACAUUCAACAAAUCUUUUCAUGAAGUGAUCCCCAGUGUAUGCUUUCUUUCAAGGUCGUGUUUCAUAAAGACCUGUAACAACAAAUGCACAAUUCCUUUGACAGAUUCUAUGAGCCAAUCAAAAUGAACAAUUUCAGUAGCUUUUAACUGUUAUUGCAAAUUUGCUAUUAUAACAAGUUUUAUGAAACAGGCCCAAGGUGUAUAUAUAAAAUUUGAUCCAACUUUGAUUAUGCUGCUCUCUUUCACCUUGAAGAAUCGAAUGUUAACAUUAAGAAUAUAUGUUGCAUUUACUUUAGCCUAUGUUCCAUUUUUUAUAGAUAUUAUACAAAUAAUGAAUGUUUAUGAGUGCAAUGGACAGAAUACUUCAUGAGGUGAAAGAUGAAAUGAUCCAUUCAACAAGGCGUAGCCGAGCUGAAUGGGUCAUUCAUUUCUUCUUUCACCGAAUGAAGUAUUCUGUCCAUUGCACGAAUGAAAAAAAAAUUCAUUAUUUGGCUUAUAUGACACCUAAAUAUAGAUUCUUUUUCAUAUAACAUUUGUGAAUUUCGAUGCAAAUUAUGCUCAUGCAGUGCAAGCUCGGUCUGUCGAUUAUCGCGUACAUACAACAUGCGCACUGGAAAUACAAGCGGUGCCUGCAGUCUGGGUUCGCGCAUGCAAUGGACAAAAUCAUAUGGAUCCAAAAUUGCACGAUGCAUAUAUCUAAAAUUGCACGUUUGUUGACGUCAUUGUAAAAUGGGCUGAAUGAUCGAUAUUGACCAACAAAUCAAAUGACAAGGAUCUAUCUAGGUGUCAUAUAAUGUUCGAUUGUUUUGAUUAAGAGUAGAUAGUUGUACUUACUUUUUCAAACUAUUUGAUUUUAAAGGAGAAAAUGUGAAUCAUUGAUGCCUUUAUGAAUUUAUAAUUACAAAAUUAUGAAUACUUUUUGAGGGCUCAUUUUUUCAAUGUUAAAUAUGAACCUUGAACAUUUUCAUUUGAAAAGUACUGUGCAGUCUUUAGGUAUCUCAUCCUUGUGAUCUUAUUAGUAAUUACACUACAGAGAGGUGUGAAUUAGUGUUCAUAGGUUGUAGCACAAGUAUAUGAGCUUUUGUUUAGGAACUUUUGAUUGUAUUAGC
Messenger RNA from Lytechinus variegatus (green sea urchin), 4663 nucleotides. Its product is annotated as ras-related protein Rab-15-like. The transcript is spliced from 8 exons. The record is from RefSeq and is a predicted model, not a curated record. The coding region runs from base 380 to 1006 and encodes 208 amino acids. NCBI's taxonomy places the organism in Eukaryota, Metazoa, Echinodermata, Echinoidea, Temnopleuroida, Toxopneustidae. Gene Ontology annotation, molecular function: GTP binding; GTPase activity.